This is a messenger RNA of Ceratotherium simum simum (southern white rhinoceros), 2142 nucleotides long. RefSeq names its product POU class 5 homeobox 1 (gene POU5F1). The record is from RefSeq and is a predicted model, not a curated record. Gene Ontology annotation, molecular function: DNA-binding transcription factor activity, RNA polymerase II-specific; RNA polymerase II cis-regulatory region sequence-specific DNA binding. Gene Ontology annotation, biological process: regulation of transcription by RNA polymerase II. Lineage: Eukaryota; Metazoa; Chordata; Mammalia; Perissodactyla; Rhinocerotidae.
CCAUGAGGGGGUGUUCGAGCCCUCAGUCCAGACAAAGGUUGGGGAACUCGGGCACAUUCAGUCCAGUCCAGAGCCUGGCCCCUAGAAGGGAAAGUGGGCGUCAGUUCCUGGUCUGGUAGGUGAGGGGGCUCUGGAGCCGGAAGACUCAGGAUAUGGAAGGGAGGCCCUGUCUGUCCCUGGUGAUGGGAUGGAAUUUAGCAGGCUGAGCAUCCGCGCCUUUGGGGUAACUGAAUCUGGCCAGUAAUUUGGAUGGGAAUGCCUAGGUUCCUGGGUUGGGGGUGUGUGAGGACAGCAGUGGGUGGGUUAAUAAGGAAUUGAGGGGUAGCCCCAGCAGUAUUUGGCAUGUACACAAUAAAUGUUUGAGGAUCUGAGAGGGUGGCCGGGCCCCAGUGAGGAGAAGGUGCCGGGGUCUUUGAGCUCCUGAAGAACGUGGAGGAGGGAUGGAAGGGAUCCCAGAUAGCUCUGAGGUGUGCAAAGCCCAAGAGAGGGCCGGGCAGCCUGUUGGGAGUUGGAAGAGAAGGUCUGCAUGGGGGACCUGCACCAAGGCCCUUGGGGUCUGGAGAGGUGCCAGGUUGGAGCUCCCUGGCUUUCCCCUACCACAGACACCACCGCCACCGUCAGGCCAACACUGUUCGCCUCAGUUUCUCCCACCCCCACCGCCCUCUUCUCCACCCAUCCAGGGGGCGGGGCCAGAGGUCAAGGCUAGUGGGUGGGAUUGGGGAGGGAGAGAGGUGUUGAGCAGUCCCUUGGAGAGCCCUCAUUUUACCAGGCCCCCGACUUGGGGCGCCGUCCUUCCCCAUGGCGGGACACCUGGCUUCCGACUUCGCCUUCUCACCCCCACCGGGCGGUGGAGGCGAUGGGCCAGGAGGGCCGGAGCCGGGCUGGGUUGACCCUCGGACCUGGCUGAGCUUCCAGGGCCCUCCUGGUGGGUCAGGAAUUGGGCCGGGGGUUGGGCCGGGUGCUGAGGUAUGGGGGAUUCCCCCGUGCCCCCCGCCAUAUGAGUUCUGCGGAGGGAUGGCAUACUGUGGACCUCAAGUUGGAGUGGGGCUGGUGCCCCAAGGCAGCCUGGAGACCUCUCAGCCCGAGGGUGAGGCGGGAGCAGGGGUGGAGAGCAACUCCGAGGGGGCCUCCCCCGAGCCCUGCACUGCCCCCACUGGUGCCGUGAAGCUGGACAAGGAGAAGCUGGAGCAAAACCCUGAGGAGUCCCAGGACAUCAAAGCUCUGCAGAAAGACCUCGAGCAAUUUGCCAAGCUCCUGAAGCAGAAGAGGAUCACCCUGGGAUACACCCAGGCCGAUGUGGGGCUCACCCUGGGGGUUCUCUUUGGGAAGGUGUUCAGCCAAACGACCAUCUGCCGUUUUGAGGCUCUGCAGCUCAGUUUCAAGAACAUGUGUAAGCUGCGGCCCUUGCUGCAGAAGUGGGUGGAGGAAGCUGACAACAACGAAAAUCUACAGGAGAUAUGCAAAGCAGAGACCCUGGUGCAGGCCCGAAAGAGAAAGCGAACUAGUAUUGAGAACCGAGUGAGAGGCAACCUGGAGAACAUGUUCCUGCAGUGCCCGAAACCCACACUGCAGCAGAUCAGCCACAUCGCCCAGCAGCUCGGGCUCGAGAAGGACGUGGUCCGAGUGUGGUUCUGCAACCGUCGUCAGAAGGGCAAACGAUCAAGCAAUGACUAUUCGCAACGGGAGGAUUUUGAGGCUGCUGGGUCUCCUUUCUCAGGGGGACCGGUAUCCUUUCCUCUAGCACCAGGGCCCCAUUUUGGUACCCCAGGCUAUGGGGGCCCUCACUUUACUACGCUGUACUCCUCGGUCCCUUUCCCUGAGGGUGAGACCUUUCCCUCUGUGUCUGUCACCACUCUGGGCUCUCCUAUGCACUCAAACUGAGGUAGCCUGCCCUUCUCAGGAAGAGGGGCAGAGGAAAGGGGAGAGCUAGGGAAAGAGAACCCUGGGGUUCCUGCCAGGGCUUUGGGAUCAAGUUCUUCAUUCACUAAGAAAGGAAUUGGGAACACAAAGGGUGUGGGGGCAGGGAGUUGGGGGAACUGGUUGGAGGGAAGGUGAAGUUCAAUGAUGCUCUUGAUUUUAAUCCCCACAUCACUCAUCACUUUGUUCUUAAAUAAAGAAGCCUGGGACACAGUGGAUGGAUAC